UGUAGAUCCAAUGAGAAGCAGGAGAGAAAAAAAGAAAUCCAGAGUUCCUCUUAAAAUCUUCAUACAAGCUUGGUCCUAGCAUGAUCAGAGAAGCAUUGAAUGUAAACAUAUGAUUUUUACACAGCUGGUAUAGCAAAGCAUGUGCCCCCCACAUCUAGGUUUAUACCAUUUCUGCACCUGACAUGCCAAAUGAUGACUGUACAUUCUACCAGAGCUUAAACAAGAUCCGUGUUUUUGCAAAUGCAAGGCUAUUUGUCUAUUAAAUUUAACAUAAAGUAGCUUCUUAAUGCUCCUGUUUGAGACUACCAGUAUUUUUCUGCGCAUCCUAUACAAUUCCCAAAUACGUUUCUAUGAGCUCCUUUAUUAAUGAAUCAUUAAGGUUGCUUUCACAAAAUCCUUAAAACCAUUAAGUUGGGUUCAAUGGGAUUCUUAAUUAUAUGUGUUUUGUAUUAAUCUAUGGGCUUUAUUUCUUGUGAGAACUUUUGUUAAGCAUCCCAUUAUAUCAAUAAAUGCAUUUCUAUUGGUUAAAAUAAAUACAAAACCAAGCAUAAAUUAAGCGUAGCCGUGGCUUAUUACAAAAGAACAGUUUGACCCACAAGGUCAAUUCCAUUUUCCUAGACUAUGACAUAAUUAAGGGAUUGCUGUCUGUGUGAUGAUGGGUGGUACUAGUAAGGCUGGUUUAGCAGGUCCAGGAAAAGCAUUAGUACUGGGAAAUGACAAUCAAAGGUGGAACAAACAGGGUGGUGAUACAAGAGCUGGUCUGUAACAGAAGAAGGAGGAGGAGGCUUCCUUUUGUUUUCCUGUGCAACUGCUCGUUUCUAGGCCUAUGGAUUUAUCUCUGUCACCUACGAAGCUCAGUUAGGUGUCCUUGGAUCAUCAAUUUAUCUUUUAGAUAUUCUUGGCCAAGUGCCCUUAGAAUUAACUUGCCUUUUCAUUAUCAGAAUGUUCCCUGCUAUGAGUGUGAGAAGCCAGAAGGGGUCCAUACCGCCUUCAGCAAAAUCCUCGAGGCUCUUAACAAACCCAGAACCAACUAUGUGCUGAGCUUUGCCAACAAGCUCUAUGGAGACUAUGACGUUGCCUUCAUCCAGAAAUUCCUUGACUCUGCUCGGAAACUGUACUUGACAGCAGUGGAUGGAGCUGAUUUUCAUAAUGCCCCAGAAGAAGUGAGAAGAUCGAUCAACUUGUGGGUUGAAUGCCAGACACAAGGUAAAAUCAAGGAGCUCCUCAUCAAGGACAGCUUUGAUUGUCUCACUCAACUGCUGCUGGUGAAUGCCCUCUAUUUCAAAGGAGAAUGGGAUGUGAAAUUUGACAAAGCACUUACGGAAGAAGCCCCAUUUUAUACUCAUGACUCAGAUGAGGAUGAUAUCUUCACAGUGCAGCUGAUGCACAGGAAGGGGGUUUACAACUUUGGAACCAUUGAGUUCGGCAACGUGCAGGUACAGGUGCUUGAGAUUCCCUACAGAGACAAUGAACUGAGCUUCUUCAUACUGCUACCAACAGACUGCAGUCGUGAAUCUCUUCAACAGCUGGAAGAUGGCCUUUCCCACGAGAAACUGCUUGACUGGUCCUAUGAUCUGAAGCCCGAAGAGGUGGAGGUGGCCAUUCCCAAAUUCAGCUCAGAGAAGAUCUUCGAUGCCAACAAAUACUUAGAUCUGCCAGGUCUGUCUGACCCUGAAUAUGCUGAUUUCUCUGGAGCAACAACAACAGAAUAUGUGGCUCUGACUCACCUCAUCCACGAUACAUUCAUUGAGAUCAAUGAGGAGGGUGGUGAGGAACCAGAGGCACCACACGGCCCUAGGGACAGGUGUCGUCGGCAACCUGUGCACGUUGUGGCUGACCAUCCUUUCCUCUACUAUGUUCUGCACAAUUGUACCCAAAGCAUUGUUGCCUUUGGUAGAUACUCUAAGCCAGAAUAAGGGGGGGGGGUGGAUUUGUGCAAUGAAAUCAAUGGAAAAUGAAUAUGGAAAAUGCUUUUUAAAAACAUCUUUUUCAUUCCUCCUGCUCUUUGAUUCCUGCUCUGAAAUGCUAAUUAUGACAUAGAUUUGGUCAAAGAAACCUGAUAUUCGGUGGCGGGUCGACUAUGCAAUACGACUAUGAUGUUUGAAAGGAUUUUGGCCUUACCUGUCUGCAGUUUCCUUCUCCUGCCAUUUUAUGUCAGGUCACCUUGUCUAAAGAGCAGCCUUCUGCUUUAGUUCUGGACAUUGUCCCAGCUCUUGAAGAAGAAUCCAGGUCUUCACAUUGCAGCCAAGUAAAUACUGAGAGAGCCUCUGUCCCUUUCAGAUCUACAAAAAGAGGGCAUCGCCCAGGAGGUGCUGCCUUGCGCAUCCCUGCAGUACAGUGAUGGGGAAAGCUACACUUCUUCCUUCUGUGGGUUUCUUAAAGGGGCUGGUGCCCAGUUCCUUUGGGGAUAUGGCCACCCUCAAUCAAUUGCAAUGAAAUAUGAAAUGUUGUAAAAUCAGUUUUGAUGCGUGAAUAUUUACAUUAUUAUUGGGGAUACUCUCAAAACGUGACUUUCUUCUCUAGUGAAAAAAGCAUGCCUUCCUUUCAGAUCAGAGGUAACAAACACAGUGCUAGAUCUGGACAGGAUAACAUCUGAAGUGAAAAGUCUAAAACUUCCCCUAUUUUCUGAAAAUCUUUUUUUUAAAAAUGGCACCCAGAGAUAGAGCCUGGAGGCAGUAAAAUGUCAUCUCCUCUAGAAUUUCCUGCCUGUCGCAUAUCCUCAUGUUGUUUCAUGAUACAGCCUACCUGAAUAAAUUAAAAUUCAUUUCUAUAGAUUCUACUGCAUUGCAUUGCCUAAAAUUGUCAUAUAGCUGAAAAAUACAUAUAGCCGUCCUAUAGUUUGGCUGUUCCUUUUCAAAGAGUAAAACGUGGACAAUGAACAUCUUUCUAUGUAGCCUGUGAGACUCUAGAUUUUCCUUGAAUUACAUGAAACUCUUUGUUGUUUCUUUUUCCUGACUUGAACUGUAGCUGCACAAUAUCUUAAUAAACAAAGCAUUUA
Hemicordylus capensis (graceful crag lizard) is the source of this 2998-nucleotide messenger RNA. Its product is annotated as leukocyte elastase inhibitor-like. The transcript is spliced from 5 exons. Bases 714 to 1916 code for a protein of 400 amino acids. The record is from RefSeq and is a predicted model, not a curated record. Gene Ontology annotation, biological process: negative regulation of endopeptidase activity. Lineage: Eukaryota; Metazoa; Chordata; Lepidosauria; Squamata; Cordylidae. Gene Ontology annotation, molecular function: serine-type endopeptidase inhibitor activity.